UCCAUACUCGCUGCCGUUUGACAACAACAGAGGAGCAGCGGCGCCGAGCAGCGGGAGAGAGAGAGACACACACACACAGACAGACAGACAGAGGGAGGGGGCCAGGGCUGCUCUCGAGGUUCGGGUUAAGGAUUGUCCUGGGGCUGAGGUGGGGGCGGCAGGAGGAGCAGGGACGCCGCCGCCGCCACCGCCGCCGAGUUGUCCCCGAGCCCGGGGCCCCGGUCAUGGGCCACGGGAGGUGGAAGAGGCCGAGGCCGCGCUCAGCGAGCAACAUGAGGCGACUUGCCACCGGCGCCCCAGACCAGUGAGAAGCGCUGAUCCCAAAAUACUGCGGAAGGAACAGGAAUGUGUUACUAUCAGGCUCUCUCAUUGGUCGCUGCUUGCUUUCCAACUGCAUAAGAAGCUGCCUGAUUGGAGAAUCUUCAUGAGCUCAGGAGAUGAGAGAGUACCGGCAGCAAGAGCAGGCUGACCCUCAGCGGAUACUCUCCGUGCCGCAGGAGCUCCCCAUCCUGGAGCAGUUCGUUUGUCAGAAGAAAAACAAGAAGGAGAAAACUCGGCUGGCAGACAGUAAGAUGUUGGCCGGCUCACAGAAGCCAGCCCGAGCCCAGAAGAACUCGAGCCCCAACAAGCACUUAAAAAGCCCGGGCUCACCUGGCAUGAUGUCCCACAGCCCAGGCACACUUCAUUCGGGCUGUUCCAAGCCUCGGGGUCUGAAGAGCCCCCCACUGACUGACACACAAAGGUUUUCUGAAAACAGUUUGAAAAUAAAACACGAGACAGAAAUCCGGAUCCCACCGGUCCCAUCGCCAAAAGCCGUGACCAAUCAAAUGCACCCGGACAGUAAACUGCCAAAUCAUGGCAAGCCAGUCAAUAGCAAUGCCCCACCCCCAAAUGCAAGCCAGGGAACGCCCUGCGGCCUGGGGUCAAAGGCCACAGGAGCAAGUAGUCAUGGUGGAAAAUCAAGUCAGAUCUCUCCCGGAAACUCUGGACUAAAAGGCUCCCAGAACUCCGUGACGAACCUGGGAGCUUUGAAGGGGAAGGUAAAACGGGAAAGGAGCAUCUCGGUGGACUCAGGAGACCAGCGGGAGGCCAGCACACCAGUCAUAGACACAGAAUCUAAAGAUGGAGCCCCACGGAGCAAGAGGCGUUGUGUUCUGGAACGCAAGCAGCCGUACAGCGGGGAUGAGUGGUACUCGGGACCAGACAGUGAGGACGAGGAUAAACCUGGAGUGGCUACUCACAAUUGUACUGUGGUGGAGUCUGCCCUCUCGGGGGCGGUUCAACCCUCUCCCAGUUCGAAUCCCCUCCCGACAGUCAGCGACAGUGCCCCUCCCAGCGUUCCUCACAACCCAGCAGGCGGGCCCUGCCUGCGAUCGGACAGUGGCAAUCCCAGGAACCCCAGCAAACCACCUUCGCAGUUUGUUUACGUCUUCACAACUAACCUGGCCAACAUGGCUGCGGAGGCCGUAAUCCAGGGCCGGUCAGACUCAAUCGUUGCCUAUCACACGCACAAUGUGCCUCGCACGAAACUGGAGCAAGUAUACGAUCCGAAGGCUUCCCAUGCCGCCCAGAAAAGGAUCCGGACUUCAAGAGCAGCUGUACCGCACACCCCUCCAGCCUCGCACACCCCAGCCACAAUCCCAGCAACAGGGCCAACCGGCUUACAGCCCCCCAGCUCGCUGCCUCAUGAAGGGGAGCCGGACCCGAAGCCUUGCACUCGGACAUGGGUUUCCAAUCGAUGGAGAGCAACACAGCCGCCAAUCCGCUCCAAGGGGGUUCCAGUUGAUCCAGCCAAUGGAGGAAGUGGGGAGGCCAACAAUCCAAAUGGUGAAUGGAUCGUUGUCAUGAACCUGCACGGCAACACUGGAAGGCUUGUCCAAGGAGCACUAGAGCACAGAGAACGUUCGUUGCAGACCCUAAGGGACAUUGAGAGGCUCUUAUUGCGCAGCAGUGAGAGUGAAUUUCCUAUGAAAGGACAACUGCGGCCUAAUGGGCAAGGAGAUGGGCAACAGGUCAUGAAGAAGCCAGAAGAACCUUUACAGUCCAUGAUUUCCCAAGCACAGACUUUGGGCGGAGUUGAAGGACCGAAUAUGGAGCAAGAGACUAUGCAUCAUCAGGAGGUAAUGCAACAUGACCCAAUGGGACAGCAGGUCACCAUGAUGAUGAAUCCAGUCAACCAAGAGAAUCUGACUCCAGAACAGGUGGCCUGGAGGAAGCUUCAGGAGGACUUCUACGAAGAGAAAAGGAGGAAACAGGAGCAAGCUGUGGUUCAACAAAGAACAAUGCAAGAAAUGAUGAAUGCAGCGGCCAUGGGGGGUAUGAUGGUACGAGGGCCUCCCCCUCCCUACCACAGCAAAGGGGACCAAUGGCCAUCGGGUAUGGGGAACCGUUCACAGGCCCCAUGGACGUUCCUUGAUUCUAUGCAACCCCGAGGAACUGCCCCUUUCUCAGGGCCCCGCUUCCCCAAUAGCCAGAUGCAGAGGGUUAGUGGAUAUGGAGGAAUGCAGAACAUACCGAUGGAGGCUUUGGGGGGCCAUGAAUCCAAUGCAGGACGGACUGUGCGGCCUGGAAUGGCCUGGCCAGAUGACAUGCCACCGAUGGGAGGCGGAGGGAAUUCUCAAGGAGGCAUGCCGUAUCAUCCCGGCCAGGGUGAUCCUGAGUUCAUGAACCCAAGGGCCAGGGAAGAGUUGUUGCGGCAACAGCUGAUGGAAAAGAGAUCUAUGGGUAUGCAGCGCCCACUGAAUCUGAACAAUGCCAACAGCAUUGGUGGCAUGAACCAAGGAAUGGAGAUGGAGCGAAUGAUGCAGGCACAGAGACAGAUGGAGCCAGGGGCUAUCUCUGGGAUGUUUCCUGGCCAGUUGCCUGGAGAUAAUGUGAGUGGAAAUCCAAUGGGAUUGGACUUUGUUGGGUCGAGGGGAAUGUUGAGCCCUCCCCUGGGGCAGGCAGGACCUGUGCGUGAUAUGGACGCAUCGAUGGGUCCUGGUAAUGUCAAUAUGAACAUGAAUGUAAAUAUGAACAUGAACAUGAAUCUCAAUGUCCAGAUGACACCUCAGCAACAGAUGAUGAUGUCACAGAAAAUGAGGGCACAGGAAAUGAUGUCACAUCAGGUUUUGACUCCAGAAGAGAUGGCAAGAGUCAGAGCACAAAACGGCAGUGGGAUGAUGGGUGACCCUCAGAAAAUGUUGAUGCAGUCGCAAUUCCCAAAUCAUGGACAACAGGGUUUUCCUGGUGGUCAAGGGCAGUAUUCCAAUAUGUCUCAGGAAGUCAAUAGCAUGGGGAAUCCUGGGGAGAUGUUUAGUCCUGAACAAGGCCCCAUGCCUGUAAGUAGCAUGAGCAACACAGCCAGACUGAGCCACAUGCAAAUGACCCCAACUUCAAAUCAAUCCAGCAACCACGGUAACGUGGGUGCAAUGCUUCCAGCGUCCCAAAGGGGACUAGGCCGAAGACCCUCUGACCUCACGAUCAACAUAAAUCAGAUGAAUUCUCCCAACAUGGGUCACCUAAAGUCACCAACCAUCAGCCAAGUUCACUCUCCUCUGGUCAGUUCUCCGUCUGCCAAUCUCAAGUCUCCCAGACGCCGUCUCAGCUGGCAACUUGACGUCCACUAAUGCCUCGGGUCCAAUCAAGUCUCCCAGGUCAUGAGCUCAUCACUUCCUGUACGCUCUCCAGCAAGCUCUCCCAGUCGGCUAAAGUCACCGUCGAUGUCUGUCGCCUCACCUGGAUGGACCUCAUCACCCAAGACCACCCUUCCAAGUCCUGUGAUCAGUCAGGGGAAACAGCCAAUGAGCUUGAACUCUUCUGCCCCAUUGGGAAACAUUGAACAAGGUCCUAUUGUCUCCGCCUCUCGCUCCGGCCCCGGUCCCGGCCCUGGCUUACCUUAUAACUCACCGGAUUCAACACCUUCCCAGAAUCCCCUCUCGCUCAUGAUGUCGCAGAUGUCCAAGUACGCCAUGCCAAGCUCCACCCCGCUGUAUCAUGACGCGAUUAAGACCAUUGCCACCUCUGAUGAUGAGCUGGCCCCAGAGCGGUCAAUGACAAUGAUCCAGCCCACAAGUGUUUCUGGAAUGAGUGGGAGCCAGAAUCCACAGCCACAUAUGGUGUCACAGAGUGUGGUGGGGCCAGGAUCUGCCAACAGCCCCCUGGCGAUGAGCAUGGUGGGGCAGCCCUUGUCCCAUGAGCCCCCAGCCUCCAUGAUGCCAUCUCCCAGCAUGAUGGGACCCAACAUCCCAAUGCACGAGGGGCAUGGCCCUGGAAUGACUGUGCAAAGCCCCAUGAUGGUGCACCCUUCCCAGGACUCGCUGGGGCAAGCCUGUGGUCCGUUAACCGGCAGUGGUUCCCAGAUGCUACCUCAGAACCCCAUGGUCCUCCAGCGAAUGCAGCAUCAACCCCACAAUCCUCUGCAAUCCCCAGGCUCCGGGAUGCAGCAGGUGUACCCUCCAGGGAUGGCCAUGUCCCACGACGAGGGUGUUGCACCCCACGGGGUCCCAACUGGACCGGCCCCUGCUCAACAACAGCAACAACAACCUCCUCCUCCCCCUCCACCUCCACACCUGAUGACCAAGAACGUGUCGAGUCGAGCUGGAGGCGAAGGCUACCAGCUCUCGGGAGUGGCUUCGGUCCUCAACGACCCGGAACUUCAGGACGUCAUCCGCCCCUCGGCAAGUGGGAUUCCGGAGUUCAAUCUGUCACGCAUCAUUCCUUCAGAGAGACCCAGCAGCACCCUGCAGUAUUUCCCCAAAGGAGAGUCCCAAGCGUCAAAAGCCCCGUCUUCCAACCCUCACCUCAUGAACCUUCAGAGCAUGAUGCUGGAGCAGGCUCCUCCCAGCAGACCCAACCUUCCAGGACAACAGCAGCAACAGCAGCAGCAGCAACAACAGGUGGUGCAGAGGGGCCUGAGCAUGCACAUUUUCCACCCGGGGCAGGUGCCAGGUCCCAUGAUGGCAAGGACAGGCAUGCCGGGCCAGCAUGGCGUGAUGAGCAACAGCCUGCACCAGGUUCUCAUGUCUCCGCAGCAGAGCUUGAUGGCCCAACAGAACAUGAUGCUACAAGCCAAGCAGAGGAGCCUCUCGCUGUCGGGGGAGAUGUACGGACAGGGAGGUCACAUGCUGCCUCCGCAGGUGGGCGUGCUGGGUACGCCGCCCCACCAAAGCAUGAUGUUCCCUCAGCAGUUGAGACAGAGGAGCAUGUCCUUAGAUGCACCCAUCACCUUUGUCCCAGGACCAGGGAACGCUGCCAACAUGCCCUUUUAGCUCCUCUCAUCGACUUUUCGUACAAUUAGGAUUUAUGCAAGUCAUGAAGCAACAGUGGUGGGAAAAUAAAAAUAAUUUUAUUACGAAAAGUGAGGCCCGAAACUGAGGAGACGAAGAGUUUAUACCAAGACGGGGCUGGGAAGUGGGGUGGGGGGAGGUGUGGGAGUCAAAGAUUAUUUUUUAACAGAGUGAGCUCGGCCGGAAGACUUCCAGACAUUUGCGUUUUCGAUUUUAAAUUUUUUAUUUUUUCUCUCUGUCUCUCUUUCUCUCUCUCGUUUGGUUUCCUCACCCGCUGUUGUGCAAAGGGAUUUUAUUAUCGCUGUAAAUAUUCUGCCUCGGUCUGUGAUUUGUUUUUACGGUUCCUGUAACUCUGUGUUUUCGCUAGAGAACCAUCUAGAACUGUGACAGGGAAAUUCCAGGAAGGAUCUCUCUCCCAAAAGAGAACUUUGCUGCCCAUCAGGUUUCUGAGAUUUUCGUCCUGAGGUCAACAGUGGGGUCAAAGUUCUCAGCCCCUGCCAUCACUGCCCCGCUCCCACCCCAUGCCUACCGGUUCCCCUGGAUCCCUGCAGGUUCCAUCAGGUGUGGCCUCAUUAGGAGCAAUGUCCAGUAAGCCAUUGGGGGUGUUUGGUGUUGAACACAAAACCGUUAUCCUACUCAGAGCCUGAAAUCUGGGUGCAGUGUGGUCUCAGAAAUAACAGGGAGAGGAGUGGGAGGGAAACCUGUGAAACAGGUCUAGCCCUCCCUGACAGCUGGUCUAUCUGAGACUGAGAAUGUGCCAUUCAUACUCAUUUUGUGUUUCAGUAUGGGGAAAUGGUGGGGAGGAGAGGACAGGAAUUAAAAAUAGCCCCAGAGCUGAGGAACUAUAUCAUGUCUCAAUGGGUUUGGUUCAAUCAAUGUUUCUGUGUUCUGCCCCAGAUGCAGGAUACACACGGUGGGUACUGGGGUCCAAGGGGCCGUGUGUGUAGUUUAAGUUGGGAGAAGGUUCACCUGUUAGGAAGGCCUCAGGAGUGGGUGAAACGUGUACGUCACCUACUCCGGUAUUGUUUCCCGGAGACCUCUGUGGAGGGCAAACCAGCUGGGGUGAAACCAGAGCUCAAUCCUGGAACUUCCUGAAGGGAGUACGUUGGGUUAAAUUCCCCUGCCUCACCCAAAAAAUAGCAUCUGAAGAACCUUGACGGCAAAUGAUUCAACCAGUCUGUAGUAGGGAAAAGUCUGUUGUUCCGUGAAGUGGUUGGCAGUGCUUCAGGAGUCGUUCCGUGAGCUCUGAAGGUUAUUGAUGCUCUGAGUAACCUGGGGUUACUGGACUGACAUUUGCUUUUGUGACCGGGAUAGGAGGACCUGAGGAAUUAUCACGCCCACCUGCAGGCACACUUGGGUGGGUGGGAAGGAGAGCAAGUGGGUGAAGAUCGACCCACUGAUAUGGAGGUUUAACAGCAGAGAUGAAUGGAAUCAUUGGAUACUAACCCAAAACAUAGCACAAAUCCUGAAGUAUCCUCAAAUAAAGCACGAUGGCUUGUUAAUCGCUGUCAGCCAGUAGCCCAGAAUUACCAAUCAAUUGAUUGAUCAGAGGGGUUGAGGUUUAGUACUCAGCAGCUCACACUGAAUACCACCCCUGCUCCCAGAUGCAACCAAAUCCAGUGACUUAACCCAGUCUGCAACAUCUACCCACCAGGCUUGGUUUUUCAGGUGCUCCUUGCAAGGAUUUUACGAGCUUUGUCUGAGAACACUCGCUCACAAUCUAGUGUAUGUGGUGGGAAAAGCAGUUUGCAGGGUUUGGGUUGGGGGUGGUACCUCAUGGCAAAUCAUUCUCUGGAGAAGUGUCCGAGGGAAUGGAGUCUCUCGGAGGGAGGGAGAGUUUCGCGAGGAGGGUUUCUUCUGGGGAGGGAUUUCUCGGACAGAUUUAACUGUCACAGAUCUUCAUUUGAAACUUUUUUUUUGCACCUUUUGGUCCAGAGGCUGGUUUUGUUUUUGUUUAUAUAAUACAGACAUUCAUAAAAUAAAUGAAAUUAUAAAAAAAAAUGAUUUUGCGAGGAGGAACAUUUUUAAUGAGAGUUGAAAACUAUGUUUCUGACUGUUUUUGAAAUCCCUGGAACCAAAUGUUCAAAUCAAUGCAAGGAAACUCUUGGGCCGAUGAGGAAAUUCCCAAGGAUGACGAGGAAAUUCCUGGGAAGCAGCAAGGAAACAAUGAGGCACUGAGGUGUUAAAUCUUGGUUGGA
This is a messenger RNA of Pristis pectinata (smalltooth sawfish), 7465 nucleotides long. RefSeq names its product bcl9 like (gene bcl9l). Gene Ontology annotation, cellular component: beta-catenin-TCF complex. Gene Ontology annotation, biological process: canonical Wnt signaling pathway; positive regulation of transcription by RNA polymerase II; negative regulation of transforming growth factor beta receptor signaling pathway. Lineage: Eukaryota; Metazoa; Chordata; Chondrichthyes; Rhinopristiformes; Pristidae. Gene Ontology annotation, molecular function: beta-catenin binding; transcription coactivator activity. The record is from RefSeq and is a predicted model, not a curated record.